Messenger RNA from Anthostomella pinea, 2598 nucleotides. The record is from the annotation of a GenBank genome assembly. NCBI's taxonomy places the organism in Eukaryota, Fungi, Ascomycota, Sordariomycetes, Xylariales, Xylariaceae.
AUGCUGAUAGAACCUUCCUCUUUUCUAGGCCUUUAUGAGCGCCCAGUCACUUCUCCGAACCAGACUCUCGCUCCUGCUACUUGUCCACCUGGACCUGACCCCUGGUUUGAAGUUUGGCGGAGGAGAAUAUUUCCCUGUUUCCCUCAUCUAAAGCCUACUGCACCUAAGCACAACAACAGCAUUACGUCCACCGACUUCUACUUCACCACCCUUCUCCCGUUAUCUCCCCAGCGGCAGCCCAAAUCCUUGGGAAUGCCUUACACACCCCCAUCCCUUCGCUCUCCGGCCUCCUCGGCUCCACCAUCUCCAGACAUCACCCGGAGACCGUCUUUCAUCUCUGGCACGCUGCCGCCCAGACCUGCGCUGCCACGGUCCGCUUCGUACCUCACAAAGCACCGACGGACCCCUUCGGCCACUUCCCCGGUUGCUGAUGGAUCAACUCCGGAUAUAACCCCUCCAGGAACGUCGAGCAAUCUGAAGGGCAUGUCGACUACCCCACCCAGCGUCGUCAGGCAAUCUCCGCCCCCGAUUUCCGACUCGGAUUCAAUGCCUCCUGGGGCUAUCAGCACUCCUCCUGAAUCGUCUAGUGAAGAUGAAGGGACUGUGGAGCUGGAGAAGCGAGGGAGGCAGAUUGAGAAUAUGCAAGAGCUGAAGGAGGCCAUAAGUGGCAUACCACAACGUCGAGGAAGUUCGCCGAGUAGGACAUCACCUGGUGAUCUCCUGUUGCUGCCGUCACAGGCCGAGGGUCUCGUCGAGGAGCCGCGCAAGACGGUACUCAGUGCCGCUCUGCCGGCUCUCAACAUCGCAGCCCGCAAGGUCUCACAUUCAAGAUCGAAUACAGACUCCAACAUCUACUUGACGAAAUCGGCCGAGGUGUCGAUGACAACUUCAGACGAAGGUUCCGACCUAGACGACCCCCCGAAAAAGCCGCAGAUGGUACGGAAGAAGUCUGGCGAGCUGGUCCGACCAGCUUUGCGCCCUGCGUCGCUCAGACGCCCUUCGAGCAUGCCCGGGACACCCACUUUUGGAAAAGCUGUUCAUUUCGAUUCCCAUCUCGAGCAUGUUCGACACUUCCUUCAAGUCGAUCGGCCUCUGGCCGUGAGCGCAAAUUCUUCCCCUGCGGAAAACUACGAGAGCGACACAGAGUAUCCGUUCGGGGUCGAUGCAAACUCUGGAACACGUUCUCCACCCCAUGAAUGGGAAAUUGUCGUCAACAACUUUCCCCCCGAGACACCGAUUCGCAAAGCUUUGCCCGCUCGGGUCGAGAGGGUGUGGAUGUCGCCUGACCAGAAAUGUCUGAUAGGUUCCGUCGCGGUGGCCAAUCUGGCUUUCCAGAAGUCGGUGGUCUGCAGGUUUACGUUCGAUUACUGGAAAACGACCUCGGAAGUUGGCGCUGAAUUUCAUCAUGAGAUAAUCCCAAGGGAGACCGAGACUGGUUACGACAGGUUUCAGUUUAGCAUCAAACUGUCCGACCUUGCCAAUCUCGAGUCCAAGACGCUGUUCUUCUGCGUUCGUUACAUCGUCAACGGUCUCGAGUAUUGGGACAACAAUAACAACGUCAAUUUCCAAGUCGAUUUCCGCAAGAAGGUGUUGCCUCAGAAUGGCAAGAAGGGCUUACUGGGCGCUUCAUCACGACCGAUCAAUGCCCUGCCGCGCAGCCACCGCCGAUCUAACCCUUCGGCGACGCGGCGCCCCAAGUCAAUGCCUGCGGGCAUCAUGGACGAGUUUGGCCACGAUACGAAGCUUAUUGGCUUCGACCAGCCAAUUCACGAGUUCCUCGGCGAGUCUGGCCCGGCCCUACGUUUGAAGAGUUCCAAGUCGACAACCAGCAUCCCUAGUGACAAUCUCUCUACACGGCUGUUGGCACCUCGUGGUGAGGCGUUCUCGUACCGCUACGACUUUGGGAAAGCACUUGGUGCAACUAGGAAGGCCAACAAGGAGCCCAGCCCAGGGAGUGAUGGUCUCUACAUGAAACCUAAUAAGAAGGCUGAAGUUGCAUCUGCAACCAACCCACCUCCGACUCACGCAGCUGAUUCACAGGCGACAUCUGCUGCGCCCGAGCCCAAUGGAACGGAUUCCCCUGCUUCUGCCAGCAUAGCCACGUCCUCGUACGAAGAGAUCCUCAACAAGUAUUGCUUUUUCAAUGGUUCGAAGCAGUCUAGCCCACAGAUGAAGGACGGAACCUUGCCGAGUGGUCGAUACGAUGGCAUGGAUGAGGUUACGACUCACGGGACCAUCAGCUACACCUCGAGCUCCAAUGGCAGCCCCAACAUGGCCGAAAGGCCUCAUCGUGGAGCUGUACACCAUACCCUACACCAGAACUUGAACCCGUACUUUCAGAACGGAUACAUACCUGUGGCUAUUGGUGGCUCUCCCGCUGAGUCUCCACUACACAGCCCGCCUUCAGUAUCGCGUCAAUCUUUCAGCCCCUCGAGCUCUACCACGCCUACCGCUAGGUCGUCCUCUCCGGCGUCGAUGGCAGGCUACCUUCCCUUUGCUGGUACGUCCGCCGACCCAGCUCCAUACCACGUCCAGCAUCUCCAAGACCGUUUUCCGUUCAGGCCAGAUGCUCAUACUGCGACAGCGAUUAGAAGUUGA